UCCACAGUGCUUCACAGUGCAGUUCGAGUCAAUUCGAGUUUCGAGUGUUCGACGUUCGUCGUGCCACGAACGCGCAGUGGUGUACAGUGGCGUGACACUGUGCGCGACAGUGCGUACGUGGGUGCGCGUCCCGCCCGUGGUAUCAGCAAAAAUAUGCAAAAGUAUGAGAAGCUCGAAAAAAUAGGAGAAGGCACUUAUGGCACCGUGUUCAAAGCCAAGAAUCGCGAGACGCACGAAAUCGUCGCGCUGAAGCGGGUGCGACUGGACGAUGAUGAUGAAGGUGUACCAUCAUCAGCUCUACGGGAGAUCUGUCUUCUGAAGGAACUCAAGCAUAAAAAUAUAGUUCGUCUCUAUGAUGUGCUGCACAGCGACAAGAAGCUCACCUUGGUAUUUGAACACUGUGAUCAGGAUCUCAAGAAGUAUUUUGAUAGUCUAAAUGGAGAAAUUGACUUGGACGUCGUUAAAUCAUUCCUAUAUCAAUUGUUAAGAGGAUUAGCAUUCUGCCAUAGCCGUAAUGUUCUGCACAGAGAUCUCAAACCACAAAACUUACUCAUCAACAAGAACGGGGAGUUGAAGCUCGCUGAUUUUGGAUUAGCAAGAGCAUUUGGUAUCCCUGUAAAAUGUUACUCGGCAGAAGUUGUUACAUUAUGGUACCGUCCCCCAGAUGUUCUUUUCGGAGCGAAAUUAUAUACAACGUCCAUUGAUAUGUGGAGCGCGGGAUGCAUAUUCGCUGAAUUAGCGAACGCCGGCAGACCGCUUUUUCCUGGAUCGGAUGUAGAUGAUCAGUUGAAAAGAAUAUUCAAAAUGUUAGGCACACCGACUGAAGAAACGUGGCCAGAUUUAACGACACUUCCUGAUUACAAACCAUUCCCGCAGUACCAUCCCACGCAAGGAUUGGCACAGGUUACACCUAAACUCACUUCAAGAGGCAAAGACUUACUUCAGAGAUUAUUAGUGUGUAAUCCGGCUCUACGGCUGUCGGCGGAGGAAGCGAUGGCACAUCCGUACUUCAACGACUUGAACCCUGUCAUAAAAAACGACCGAUGCCAAUAGCGAGUCAUCCCUCUUAGCUCAAACCAAUCACAAGCAAAUUACGACACGCAGCGA
This is a messenger RNA of Trachymyrmex septentrionalis, 1107 nucleotides long. It is a transcript of the gene Cdk5, whose product is annotated as cyclin-dependent-like kinase 5. Gene Ontology annotation, cellular component: cytoplasm; nucleus. The record is from RefSeq and is a predicted model, not a curated record. Gene Ontology annotation, biological process: axonogenesis; synaptic vesicle transport; neuron apoptotic process. Gene Ontology annotation, molecular function: ATP binding; cyclin-dependent protein serine/threonine kinase activity. The transcript has 7 exons. Lineage: Eukaryota; Metazoa; Arthropoda; Insecta; Hymenoptera; Formicidae. Bases 154 to 1053 code for a protein of 299 amino acids.